UUUUUUUUGGAAUAUGAUCUUUAUAUGGACGAGUGAAGGGAGAAUUUCGGUGGAAUUAUUACUUAUGCAAAAAUCAUGGUGGCAGAGCAUGAUCCAACAAGUGUCAAAAUGUGUUAUUAAAGUGUAACUAACUGUUUUCUGGAACAACAACGGACUCUCCCUGUUUCUCCGCUAUCUCUUUAUCUUCCUCUUCCUAAGAGCACCAUAGAGAUGUUCACACCAAAACAAUACAAGUGCGGAUACCAGAUCCUUUUUGCCAGCAGGAUCAGACGCUACCGGAAAAAACAGUGAGUUUGUAUUCUGAUGCAGUCGCUUGCUCAAGCAACAUAAAUGGGUCCAUCCACCCACGCCUAGUCAGUUCUCUAAACUCUGCCUGAACUUGCUCCGGAGAAAAAACGCUCUCUCACUUAAAAUUGUGUAUAUAACUGCUGAUGGCGACUAAAUCCUGGCUUACUCCUCAAGUGACACUGAUGCUGCUCUUAAUUACUUGGAGGGAGAGCAUGUAUUGCAGUGGAGUUACAGUGGAUCCUCCUGAGGACAUUGUGAUAUUAGACCCUGGCCAUCUUGGACAUCUUGUGAUCACAUGGAACAUGCCAGCAAGCUUGAUUAAUAUGACAGAGUGCCCAAAACAGUAUCAACUGGAGUACUUCGACACAUACAGGGACAGUUGGACUACUAUUAGGACCACCAGGAGAACAUACAGUGCUCAGUUUGAUCUGACAAAAGAUGUUAGAGUGAGAUUGUACACCUUGCUGAGCGGACCCUGCACCAAUGGCACUAUGAUCAAGAGUACGAGCUACACUGAACUGGUCCAGAAACCUACUAACACAGGUGUUGUGGGUACAGCAGUUCAGGAUUUUGUCUGUGUGUACCAUAACAUGAACUAUAUGAUGUGCAAUUGGGAAAAAAGCCUGAAGAUGCUGGCCAACUCACAGCAAAAUCUUUUUUUCUGGCACGGGGAACUGGAACAGGCAGAGGAAUGCCCAAUAUAUGUUAUUUCGAAUGGAGUCAGGAAGGGCUGCAACUUCACAGGGAUAUCUCUCCCUGAUUUUACUGAUAUCAUCUUCUGUGUAAAUGGCACUUCUCCUGAAGGGCCCCUGAUACCAACAUUCAUCUCCCUGCAAAUUCAAAACCACGUAAAGCCUGAAAUCACGGAGAAAGUAAUUCUGCAAACAGGCCCAGACACGCAGCUGGAACUACACUGGGACCGUCCUGUUGGCAGAGUUCCUGGACACUGCCUAAAAUGGGAGGUGGAACGCUAUCAAAAGGGACCAGAUGGAAAAACCACACCGGUUUAUGUUAUAACCAAACAGAUGAGCCUUACUCUGCCCUACAUCCACGACAAAGAGAAAAACUGCUUCAGGGUUCGAUCCAAAUUGCAAAAGUAUUGUGCAGACAAAAGCUUUUGGAGUGAGUGGAGCCGUCCAGCAUGCCACCCAGAAAAGAACGAAAUUGCACUUGAACCAGAAUGGGACAUGGUACCUGUCUAUGUGUAUAUUGCUGUUGCCAUCAUCACCAUACUGGUGCUGUUGCUGUGUGUGGGGGUAGUGCUCAAAGUGAGGAGUUCAAAACAAGUGAAGAAGCCGGACUCUCUGCUCACCACACUGUUUGCCAGAAAUUUAGUUCUUACAGUGGUGGAAGCCUGAAAAGACAUGAAAACCUUCACCGCUCUCAAACAGAGAUGUUUUAUUGUUGCACUGCACCUCUCUCAUUGUUCAGGGUCCAUGAUUAAAAAAAUACAGAACAAAACUCUCAUAGAUGCACACACAGUCAUCACUUGAGUUUGUUACACAUUACUGAAGACGUUACAUAUUAGGUUGAAGGUUACAGUGGGUUAUUUACAAGAAAAUCUAACCAGUAUUAUAUUAUUUCAACAUUCUGUCCUAUGCUUGCCUUUUUUUAAUUUCCAUUUUUAUACAAAUGCUUGAAUAUGUCUUCCAAGAUGUCAUGCUAACUGAAAGUUUUACAUUAUGGAGAAAAGUAUCAAUCGUUGUCAUUGUCAGUUUUUGUUGUUUACUUGCCAGCUGAUUUAGUCAGCAGAGUUACUUGGAAUAUGUUGUGUUCAAGAGCGAUUACUCAUUCUUUGGGAAUUAGUUUUUGAUGUUUUACUAUUUGCCAGAUAUCUUGCCAGUUUAUUGGUCCUUUUGAUGUUGUGAUGAACUUUUUAUUGAUUUCAUUUUUAUGUUUAUUGUUUAAUUGUUUACUUUUUGCCUUAACUGUUGCCAGUUAGCUCAGCCAACAAAGCUUUUAAAAUCAUAAUCAUAUCAGUUUACAGGGUUAAUACAUGUGAAAUGGAUUUUCAUUGCUUCAAGUCAGUGAAGUCUUUCAUCCCUUACAGAAUUUAUAAUGAGACUGAGUGGGAUUUCUUUACUUUAAAUGGGUUACAACUGAAGAAAUUAGUGUGUCACGGGUUUGUAAUGCCACUGCUCCUUGCCAGUUUUAUCUUGAAGAGUUUUAAGUAACUCAGCAUGACUGCAAAACAAUGUUAAGACAUUUUUGUUUAAAAAUAUGCCAAAAUGCCUCAAUUACGUAUUAUAUGAAAUGUACCCCACCUACCCUUUGAUUUUUGUAUAUGUUUUGUAUUAAAUGGUAAAGUUGGUCAGAUGUUGUCAUUACUUGUUUUAGUAACUUUAUGCAUCAUUAAAAAAAUCUUUUUGUAUUCAAAAUCUGUCACUUAUAACUAUAGCUAUACAGAUUUUAUAAGAGCAUAAACAAGGGCUGAAAUGCGGAAAAUGAAUGUAUCACACGCAGUUUUCAUGCUUAUAUACUAUUCUGAGCUCGUACGUCUUUGUGUUACUGUGUUUAUGGGGUCUGAGAGGCAUCAUCACAUUUAAUGCUUUGUAAUAAUCAUCCUCACUGAAAUAAUUUCAACCUGUGGUUCAAACUGUUACUUAAAGCAAGAGUUUUGAACCAUAACAUUUGAUAUGUGUUCAUAGUUGUCUACUCUUUUUAAAUACUCUUCCUUCAGUUUACGUACUAUACUGAUGUGCAGGCCAACAAAAGAUGGAUGUGAGCAGGCAUAGUUUGGGUUUUGUUAUCAAUGGAACAACAUGUGAUUUUUGUUUUAACAAAAUGUCUAACAAGCCAAUGUCAACUGUUUUAUUUAAUGGCUUAUUUCAAAGUGUGUACUGUUGAAGGAACCAUGAGCUGCAGUAUUGUAAAUCAUUUAAAGACAGUAUAUUAUAGAAGAGGGGUUCCCAAACCUUUCAAAAGAUAGAUAAAGAUAAUAAAGUCCUCAAAGUCACCCAAUGCAAUAAAUCUAUACAACCAAACCCAUUUCUUUCCUUGUUCUAACUUUCAAAAAUGUGAUAAAAGUUACAAUAUUCUAUUCCUCCUUUUGUGAGGGACUCACUACCACCCCUAAUGAAAAUUAAGUGGAUAUAAUGGCUGCUAACAGUGUGUUACUCAAAACAAUGCUGCAGGCUGCAGCUGAAACUGAUGUUAAUGAACUUGCUGAACUCUGCAUGAUUUAAAGCUGUCUCUCCCCCAGCAGACAAAACAAUCUAGUGGAGACUAAAAUAUUUCUAAGACUAAACAAGUACAGGCAAUUUACUUCUGAAAAUAAAAGUGGUACAUUAAAAAUAAUGCAUGUACUGUUUGCAUAACCAUGUCUUUCAUCAUUUGUUUGAACUGUUUGUUUGAUAACAGCGAUAACUACCACUGCUGCAUUUUGCAUAUAAUGUUUAUAUAGUUGUAUUAUCAGAUUGCUUUGAUUGCAUUUUCACUUCUGAAUACAUUUCCUGUUUUUCAGCCUCAGGGGCCUCAAUACCAGUCA
Messenger RNA from Morone saxatilis (striped sea-bass), 3775 nucleotides. RefSeq names its product interleukin 13 receptor, alpha 2 (gene il13ra2). The record is from RefSeq and is a predicted model, not a curated record. The transcript has 10 exons. The coding region runs from base 432 to 1646 and encodes 404 amino acids. Gene Ontology annotation, molecular function: cytokine receptor activity; protein binding. Gene Ontology annotation, cellular component: external side of plasma membrane. Gene Ontology annotation, biological process: cytokine-mediated signaling pathway. Lineage: Eukaryota; Metazoa; Chordata; Actinopteri; Moronidae.